UCCAAUGACUAUAUGUACCCUUAAUCAAAAUUCCAAAAUACUCACCAAAAUCCUUAAGCAGAUACAUCAUUUUUUUUUCUAACGUUGUUCCUUCAUUGUAGAUAUAAUCCAAAUUCAUUUUUCUAAAGUUGUCAUGGCUCAAUUCAGUUUAAUUGUCACUAUAAUUGGGCUUAUUUGUGUGUUCUUUCCAUUUACCACUAAUGCAACUGAACAUCCUGUAUAUCAAAGGCCUAAAGAAGAACAAGAACAAAGCAAUUCACAAGUCUAUAUUGUUCAUUGUGAGUUUCCGGAUGGCGAUAGGGGUACAAGAUAUCAAGAUUUAGAAAGCUGGUAUCUUUCUUUCUUGCCUGCAACAACCUCGGAUAGUGCUCGUGAGGCACCACGUUUGAUCUAUUCGUAUCGCAAUGUUCUAACAGGAUUUGCAGCUAAGUUGUCGCCGGAUGACCUAAAGCAAAUGGAGAAAAUGGAAGGAUUUAUUUCAGCGCGCCCCGAGAGGGUACUUGAUUUGUACACCACACAUAGUACCAGUUUCUUGGGGUUGCACCAGAACAUGGGGUUCUGGAAUGACUCGAAUUAUGGGAAAGGUGUGAUCAUUGGAGUCAUUGACUCGGGAAUUUUCCCGGAUCAUCCUUCGUUUAGUGACGAUGGGAUGCCACCUCCCCCUGCUAAAUGGAAGGGUAAGUGUGAAUUUAAUGUCACAAAGUGUAACAACAAGCUCAUUGGCGCGAGGUACUUCCGGUCCUCGGGGAACGGGACACCAUGGGACGAAAAUGGGCACGGUACGCAUACUGCUAGUACAGCUGCAGGACGUUUCGUGCCUGGUGCUAACAUUUUUGGCAAUGCCAAUGGCACAGCCGUGGGCGUUGCACCUCUUGCUCAUAUUGCAGUUUACAAAGUGUGCGCUGCUGUCACUUGCUCGGAGAGCGACACUUUGGCUGCAAUGGAUAUGGCUAUUAGUGAUGGAGUCGACGUGCUUUCGCUUUCACUUGGUAAACUAACUAAUAAUUUCUAUGAGGACAACAUUGCACUUGGUGCCUUUAGUGCUAUGGAAAAGGGAAUCUUUGUAAGCUGUGCUGCUGGAAAUUCAGGGCCAUCCAGUUCUUCGACAUCUAAUGAAGCACCCUGGAUUUUAACAGUUGGUGCAAGCACGAUUGACAGGAAAAUCAAGGCCACUGCCGUACUGGGGAACAAUCAAGAACUUGAUGGAGAAUCAGCCUAUCAACCUAGUGACUUUCCUCCAACACUGUUGCCUCUUGCCUAUCCUGGAAACAAUGCUAGUAACUUAAAUGCUAAAUAUUGUACCCCUGCUUCACUGAACAACACGAAUGUCGUGGGAAAGAUUGUGUUGUGUGAGGUUGGUAUAACGACGCGAGUUGAUAAAGGGAAAGCUGUGAAGGCAGCUGGUGGCGCUGCCAUGAUUCUUAUGAAUACAAAAGCCAUUGCUAACACAACAUUGGCCGAGGCGCAUGUCCUUCCGGUGACACAUGUUAGCUAUGCAGAUGGUCUAAAAAUCAAGGAGUAUAUAAACUCAACACUAAUCCCUACUGCGACAAUAGCAUUCAAGGGAACUAGAAUCGGAGAUGAUCGUGCUCCAGUGGUUGCUGGAUUUUCUUCCAGGGGACCAAAUUUUGCUAGUCCUGGAAUUCUAAAACCGGACAUUAUCGGUCCUGGUGUUAACAUACUAGCAGCUUGGCAUAUUUCCUUGGAAAACAAAACAAACACCAACUCUAGAUUUAACAUGAUCUCAGGUACCUCAAUGUCUUGUCCUCAUCUCAGUGGCGUUGCAGCACUACUAAAAAGCGCUCACCCUGAUUGGUCUCCAGCUGCAAUUAAGUCAGCAAUUAUGACAACAGCCGAUGUUCUAAACCUCAGAUCCAACUUAAUCGAGGAUGAGACGUACCUUCCAGCCGAUGUCUUUGCCACGGGUGCAGGCCACGUUAAUCCAUCAAAAGCGAAUGAUCCUGGCCUUGUAUAUGACAUAAAAACAUCUGAUUACUUACCUUAUUUAUGUGGUCUAAAUUACACCGACAGACAAGUUGGAAUCAUUUUGCAGCGCAAAGCUAAUUGUUCGGAAAUUACUAGCAUCUUAGAAGGUGAGUUAAACUAUCCAUCGUUUUCAAUCAAAGUCACAGGCAACUCAACAGCUCAAGUGUAUUCAAGAACUGUGACGAACGUAGGACAAGCCUACUCAACAUACAGAGUUGAAAUUGGUUCACCACCUGGACUUGAUGUGAAAGUUGAACCAACUACACUUGUUUUUUCAGAGGUGAAACAAAAACUAAGCUAUCAAGUGACACUUACACCUUUGGCUACUAUACCAAAUUCCACUUUUAGUCAGGGAUCUCUCAGAUGGAUUUCUGAAAAACAUAUUGUUAGGAGCCCAAUCGCUGUUCGGUUUUUAUCUUUCUGAAGAAACAAAUGGAGGAGCUGAUCUCAGUGACACAUUGAUCAAGAUUUUUCAUUUGCAAUAAAACUAUUUUCAAUAUAAAUGUAUCUUCUUCUGUUCUUUUUUAAUGUGCAAUAAAAUCAUAUACUAUUAUUUUGUUAUUUUUCUCUCUUGUAAAUACAAUCAUACUCAUGUUCUGUAACAAUACAAAAAGUGAUCCUACACCAAUGUUUUUCGUAGUAAAUGUAAGCAACUCAUAUUUUCAACGAUUUUCGAUCUGGAGAAUCGUGCUUACUCAAAAUAAGGCAAAUAAAAUAUUCCUUCUGUUUUGUAUUA
Capsicum annuum is the source of this 2722-nucleotide messenger RNA. RefSeq names its product subtilisin-like protease. The transcript has a single exon. The coding region runs from base 134 to 2410 and encodes 758 amino acids. Gene Ontology annotation, molecular function: serine-type endopeptidase activity. Gene Ontology annotation, biological process: proteolysis. NCBI's taxonomy places the organism in Eukaryota, Viridiplantae, Streptophyta, Magnoliopsida, Solanales, Solanaceae. The record is from RefSeq and is a predicted model, not a curated record.